This is a messenger RNA of Prionailurus viverrinus (fishing cat), 3398 nucleotides long. It is a transcript of the gene LUC7L2, whose product is annotated as LUC7 like 2, pre-mRNA splicing factor. The transcript has 10 exons. Bases 1256 to 2275 code for a protein of 339 amino acids. The record is from RefSeq and is a predicted model, not a curated record. Gene Ontology annotation, cellular component: U1 snRNP; U2-type prespliceosome. Gene Ontology annotation, molecular function: mRNA binding. Gene Ontology annotation, biological process: mRNA splice site recognition. Lineage: Eukaryota; Metazoa; Chordata; Mammalia; Carnivora; Felidae.
GUUCAAUGUAUCUAUGCCUGCCUACUUCAAUCUGCAAGGGAGUGUCAGAAAGGCCCCGCAUUCGCCGAGCCGUGAGUUAUCACUAACUUUUCAGAUGUGUUAAUGAAUGUGGAACAAAAGCAGUUGUGUUUAAAAGGAAAAAAGGACCAUCAAAAUAACCUUUAUUAUAGUAGCAGGCGUGAACACUAAAUGAUUUAUUCCAAAUUGUGGUGUCAAAAAUAACCUACUUUAACUAGAGACUAGCCUCUAGAAAACCUAUUGUUGAACUGCUCUGAAGCUAUCAUUUUAGCUAUCAAUUAUUUUUCUUAAAUAUAAUAUACCCUGAUUGCAAAUUAGAGUGUUAAGUCUUUUUAACGGAGUUAAAACAAUUUGAACAAAAUCUUACCCCACCUGAAAAUGACAUAUUUAGUUGACUGCAUUAAGCUCUUCAAAUAAGACCAUGUGAAAGGGGUAAAGGCUUAACCUUUUUGUUGCUCACAUGUAAAAAACAAAUUAAAUAAUUGGAUCACUUCCUAGAUGAGUUUUUGGAGUGCCCCAGGCAUCACAUGAAGUACAGAGGUUUUUAUAAUCUCUUUUGGUACCAACAGUUCUCGCUUCAGUAAUUCAUCAGUAGGUUUUCAUUCAUCAAUGAUGGUAUCAAUUUAAGGCUAAAAUAAAACACAUUUCUUAGGGUUGAUCAUUCUACAUAGAGGAAACAUCCUUAAGAGAUUUUUCCCCCCCAAAGAGAUUCUAAGCAAAAAAAUUGUAACUAACAUCUAUAUUUUGUUAUUAGAGCUAGUUACCUUUAUUUUUCUUAGACUCUUUAAAAUUUGAGUUAGAUAGGCCUAUUUGAUUAGCAGGUUGGAUGCUUCUGUUGCUUAGGAGGUAUAUUGUGUUAUAUGAAGACAAUAAAUUUAAAUGUACCCAGUUUGGCCAUAUAUAGCACAGACCACCUAAAACGUGAAGGUAUGGUACCUUUGGAGGCAUUAAAGUUAACGUUUCAUUUAGGCAAUGUGCCUUUGUUUGACUGGUGUGUAAGUCCUUCUUCCAGGUUUGUACACUCUUAAACACGCUAUUCUACCCUCUCUAACUCAUCCCAGCAGCAAAUGGGAGACACUUCAGCUGGAACAAAAUAGUGGAAGAAAUGGCGUCUGGGGUUCAGUGGGGAUUCGCAGUGUGAGAUACUACUCGCCAACGAAUCAAAUUCAGUGAUGACCGAGUGUGCAAGAGUCACCUUCUCAACUGUUGCCCCCAUGAUGUCCUCUCUGGAACUAGAAUGGAUCUUGGAGAGUGUCUCAAAGUCCAUGACCUGGCUUUAAGAGCAGAUUAUGAAAUUGCAUCCAAAGAACAAGAUUUUUUCUUUGAACUUGAUGCUAUGGAUCAUCUGCAGUCAUUCAUUGCAGAUUGUGAUCGAAGAACAGAAGUGGCCAAGAAAAGAUUAGCAGAAACUCAAGAAGAGAUUAGUGCUGAAGUGGCCGCAAAGGCAGAACGUGUGCAUGAAUUAAAUGAAGAAAUUGGUAAGUUGUUGGCCAAGGUGGAACAACUAGGAGCUGAGGGAAAUGUGGAAGAAUCCCAAAAAGUAAUGGAUGAAGUAGAGAAAGCACGGGCAAAGAAAAGAGAAGCAGAGGAAGUUUAUAGGAAUUCUAUGCCGGCUUCCAGUUUCCAACAACAGAAACUUCGAGUCUGUGAAGUCUGCUCUGCCUAUUUAGGUCUUCAUGAUAAUGAUAGACGACUGGCUGAUCAUUUUGGGGGUAAACUGCACCUGGGAUUUAUUGAAAUAAGAGAGAAACUUGAAGAAUUAAAGAGAGUUGUAGCUGAGAAACAGGAGAAAAGAAAUCAGGAACGCCUGAAACGAAGAGAAGAAAGAGAGAGAGAAGAAAGGGAGAAGCUGAGGAGGUCUCGAUCACAUAGCAAGAAUCCCAAAAGGUCCAGGUCCAGAGAGCAUCGCAGACACCGGUCUCGCUCCAUGUCACGGGAACGGAAGAGGAGAACUCGCUCCAAAUCUCGGGAGAAACGCCAUCGCCACAGAUCCCGCUCUAGCAGCCGAAGCCGCAGCCGUAGCCACCAGCGAAGUGGGCACAGUUCUAGAGACAGGAGCAGAGAGCGAUCCAGGAGGAGAUCCUCAAAAGAAAGAUUCAGAGACCAAGACUUAGCAUCACGUGACAGAGACAGGAAUUCAAGAGACAGAUCACCUCGUGACAGAGACCGAAAAGAUAAGAAGCGGUCCUAUGAGAGCGCUAAUGGCAGAUCAGAAGACAGGAGGAGCUCUGAAGAGCGCGAAGCAGGGGAGAUAUAAUUAGCUGUGUACAUAUCCUCAAUCCUUAAGCUUCCUAUGGAGUUACAUACUAUUGUUUAGUUUACAGCUAUUGGGGGUUACAGUGAGCAGUUCCAGACUCCAAUCCAAAUAGGCUAGAUGCACAGUAUCUAACUCGAUCUGAACUGAACUUGUUUUCCCUGAUGAAGCCUAAAACUACAUCCAUAGUUUCUGGUGAACCUGUAAUGCGAUUCUGAAAGUACAGUUUUAUAUAAUAAGAUGCCGAUAUCUUUAUUCUUUCUAGUAGGAGUGAUAGUGAACGAAUUGUGUUGCUUGCCUUGGGAAUUUUUGAACAUUUGUAAAAUGCUGUCUUCCUUUCUAGUCCACAAACAACAGCUUUCAGAAUUUUUCUUUUUAAUUCUUCUUCCUCUGACUUUUGUAUCCCCUAAUACCUCCACCCUCUAAUUAUAGGAGAAAGGGGGAGCAGGGAAGCAAUAUGACUUCUGUUCUAAGGUUCUGUUCCCAUUAUUAUGAGCUGAUUACAGAGCAUUUAUACUGGAAAGUGUGCUGGAGAAAUUUCAAUAUCCGGAGUUUUUGUUUUGUUUUACAGUGCCUAUUUAGAGUUGGAAGUUGAACAGCCUGUUGCAUCACAUACUUUGCUUUUUUAUUGAAAUUUUGAAAUCCAACAUGUCUUGAUUUUUCUGUUCUAUUGAAUUGCUAUGUUCAGGAUGUUUUGAAAAGGGGGGUGGGGCAGGGACUCUUUCAUAAGCACUUGUUUUAUUUUGUGUGUGUGUGUGUGUGUGUGUGGAGUAUAAAGGCUACAACCUUAUUGUAAAAAAUAAUAAAAUGAAACAAUCACCACCACCAUCAUUAAACUGUAACUUGUCUAGUAAAUUGUCACUAGAACUAUUUGAUGUGGGCAUUUCUUCUGUUCUAUCAUCAUCAGUGCCUUACUGUGCAAGGCACCAAAGGAAAUAAACACAUACUUGCCAAGAUGAACUGUUGCUCUGCCUGGUCCAGCCCGGGCCCCUGCUGACUGUAUUCCAGCUGUUUUAGGGCUGUCUGCAACAAAUGCUAUAGAGAGGGACUAGACCUGCAAAAGAAAUUGGGUCUUUCUGGUUUUGUUUUCAUUCAGCCAACCAAAAUAAAAACAUGGUGUAAUCAA